Laccaria bicolor S238N-H82 is the source of this 1335-nucleotide messenger RNA. RefSeq names its product CAP59-like protein (gene LbCAP59-like). NCBI's taxonomy places the organism in Eukaryota, Fungi, Basidiomycota, Agaricomycetes, Agaricales, Hydnangiaceae. The transcript is spliced from 4 exons. The record is from RefSeq and is a predicted model, not a curated record. The coding region runs from base 1 to 1335 and encodes 444 amino acids.
AUGCUCCCCACACUCGAUCAGCGCCAGCGUGUACUUGAUCUUUUGACGACGCUGUCACCGCAUUAUACCAAGGAAUGUACACGCCAUGCUCAACCGCUGUAUACUGCUCAGGCGCUUGAGCGCUAUGCACCGCUUGUAGGGCAUAACCCACCUUCGCGCGAUUCGUGGCUUUCGGGAUUGUUUGGGUCCGAGUUGGAUGUGGAUAAGGUGCAUAGGAGGGAUGUUAUGCCCAGCGAACAUAAGUAUUACUUUGCUAUCAACCUCUACAACUCCUUCGACGUCAUUCCCGACCUCUUUGCCACUCUCUUUCGGACGGCUGCGAUUCUGGGGUACCAUAAUGUCUUCGUCUCGAUUUACGAGAAUGGGUCUAGUGAUCAGACGAAGGCUCUACUACGGAUAUUCGAUGCGUUGACGAGGAGUGUUGGGAUGCGGAUUACUAUAAGGACGUCGUCGAGGACGAGGGGGGCUUUCAACCAUCGUAUCGAGUACCUCGCUGAGGUCCGCAAUUCCGCUUUCGUCCCUCUGCAUGAACUACGGGAUUCGGAAGGGGAGUACUUUGAUACGAUUAUAUUCAUGAACGACAUCCUACCCUGCGUCGACGACAUUCUCGAACUCAUCUGGCAAAGCCGCAUCAACAACGCCGGGAUCACAUGCGCAGCGGAUUACAUGUACCACGAAGAGAUUUCGUCCCCCGUUUUCUACGAUAACUGGGUGGCGAGGGAUAUCAACGGCACUGCGCUCGAGAACGCGCCAUUCGAAAAGAUAUUCCACCAUCAGGAUAGUUCGGAUCGGUUUCAGAGGCAUUUACCUAUUCAGGUGCAGAGCUGUUGGAAUGGGAUUGCGGUGCUUGAUCCUGCGCCGUUUUAUUCGCCGCCGCAUGUGAGGUUUAGGAUGGCGAAGAUUACGGAGGGGGAGUGUAGUGCGAGUGAGUGUAGUUUGAUUUGCAAUGAUUAUUGGGAGGCGGGGUAUGGGAGGAUUAUGAUGGUGCCUAGGGUUAAACUCGCUUAUGAUUCGAAAGUGUUUGAUAUCAUCCACCCGGAACGACGGAACUUGACCGCCAUCCGUGGGUACAAGCGCCUCGGAGGGCUCCCUGACGAUCCUCGCACAGACCCCCAAGACAGAUCGUGGUUCGGCCCACACGAUCGUCUGUUCUCACCUGAAGAAGCGGAAGCCCUCCAAUUCAACUCCGGCCCAGAACAAGUAUGGUGUUGGGGCUGGGACGGCGCUGGUGAUCUUGAAGGACCGGACGUUGAUCCGAUUUGGGAGAAGAUGCCGAACAAGUCGACGAGGGCUAGUUCUGUUGUGGUGAAGCAUGAUCGGGGGAUGUUGUUCUAG